This is a messenger RNA of Botrytis sinoallii, 594 nucleotides long. RefSeq lists its product as uncharacterized. Lineage: Eukaryota; Fungi; Ascomycota; Leotiomycetes; Helotiales; Sclerotiniaceae. The record is from RefSeq and is a predicted model, not a curated record. The transcript has a single exon. The coding region runs from base 1 to 594 and encodes 197 amino acids.
AUGACUGACACAUCCAAAAUAAUCAUCCGCUCUCCCCUCAAAUACAACCACCCCUCACCUACCUUCACCACUCCACCUCUCGAAUGGCUUCAACACACCUGGUCCGUCACGCAUUCCACACUUCCUAUGUGGAAAAAGGCGAAAAAUGUUCGCAUAACCUAUAAAAUUAUACCACCCGCCUCUCCUCAUGCAGCGCCUCUUCUUGACGACGAAGUAACCUCUACACCCACUUCUAAAACCUGGAUGCCGCAGCCGAAAAGUAUACAAGGCAUUGAUACACCAGAUGGAGAUGGGGCUUGGAAUUGGAGAGGAAAGGGUUGGUUGAAGAUUGCGAGUAGUCAUUGGGAAGUUUUGGGGUGGGGAGAGAGGGAGAUUACGGAAGGACCACAGAAGGGUGAGAAAGAGAGGUGGGUUGUUACUUGGUUUGCGCCGAGUUUAUUUACACCGCAGGGGCUGGAUAUUUACAGUAGUCGGAAGGAGGGUCUGUCAGAGGGAACGUACAAGGAGGUUAAGAAGGCACUGGAGGAGAUGGAAGCUGGUGAUUUGGGAGAACUGGUCAAGGGGGAUAUGUUUGAGGUUAAGAUUGAGUAUUAA